Candidula unifasciata is the source of this 1086-nucleotide messenger RNA. NCBI's taxonomy places the organism in Eukaryota, Metazoa, Mollusca, Gastropoda, Stylommatophora, Geomitridae. The record is from the annotation of a GenBank genome assembly.
AUGAAUUCCUUGAAGCAAAUUGUGGGCAUACUGACGAAUACAGCACCAUUGCACCUGGCAGCUGACUGGGAUAAUGUUGGUCUUCUGGUGGAACCCUCCCCUCCCAAGUACAUCAGUAAACUCAUGCUGACCAAUGACUUGACAGUGUCGGUCAUGGAGGAAGCCAAGAACAAGACGGUGGACCUCAUCAUCUCUUAUCACCCUCCCAUAUUCCGGCCAUUCAAACGCUUGUCGCAGGGGUCCUGGAAGGAGAGGAUUCUCGUGGACUGUAUAGAGAACAGGAUUGCUGUCUUUUCACCUCACACAAGCCAUGAUGCUGUCCAGGGAGGGGUUAAUGAUUGGUUGUUGUCAGCCUUUGAUGUCAAGAAAGACUCCGUCUAUGCCAUUGAAGCCACCCAGGAGUUUGUCGAGGGCAACACUCAUGUGUUACAGGUUGACGUGGACUUGGCCAAGCUGGACAAAGUCAGAGACAAAAGUCUUAUAGCCUACCUCCCUACUGAGUCUCGAUUGAGAAAAAACAAAGAUUUGUUUACCUUUUAUCCCAUCAAAGUCAACUCGUCAUCAGACAAUGAACUGUGGCAACUCCGUGUCGAGUGCACCGAAUCUGAACUAUCUGCCAUGCUCAAGGGAUUGCUUGCUUCACAUUCUCAGUUGAAAUACAGCGUGGCUUCUCUCUCCAAGGUUCCACGAUCUGCAAGUGGAUUUGGUAGAAGAGCAGAGUUGUCAGCCCCUGUUACCCUAGAGACUGCUAUAUCAAAGGUCAAAAGUCAUCUUGGUUUGUCACACAUUAGUGUUGCCAAGGCCAUUGGCAAAGAUGACCUUGAUAUACAAACUGUUGCCGUGUGUGCUGGCUCGGGAUCCGGUGUCCUGAAUGAGGUCACUGCUGACCUACUUUUGACUGGUGAAAUGGGACACCAUGAAGUCCUGGAUGCUGUCCAUGGAGGGUCACAUGUCAUCUUGUGUCAUCACAGUAACACCGAGAGAGGAUACCUCAAACACUUUCAGCAGAAGCUGGUCUCUUUGAUUGGUAAUUCUGUAGAGAUUUUUGUCUCAGAGGCUGACCAAGACCCGCUGGAGGUUGUCUGA